UCCGUUUCUCCUCGGUUCUUCUCUCUUGCUGAAUUUGGUCGUGACCACGCACGCCAAUGCGAACAGCGUCGCAACCGUCAUUUUGUUGUCAUUGUAGUGUCUCGCCGAUGCCCACCGCGCGCCCCCGCGCGCUCGCUCAUGGCUGAAUACGGAUGCUACCAGGUGAAUGUGGGCGAGGAUGAAAGCAGGUACCCGGCUAUGUCUCGAAGCACAAAACCGUCGCCACGCACCGGCUCACUUGGCGGCUCGACGGCAAGGUCCGCAGAGAUGCAUGGCGCAUCAGGCUCUCGCGCUAGCGCAGCACGUGAGGGCUGCGUUAUGCUUCUCGUCCUCUGCGCUGCGGCCUCCUGCCUUCUAGAUCUGGUCGGCCUGCUCCAAGGCUUGCCGCUAGCAUGGGUUCUGGUCAACUCUCGCCGCUGGCUCCCUCGCGAAUCGCAAGGCCAGGCAAGAUGCAAUCCGCGGCCCGGGUUCAAUACGCACGGCCCCGGUGUGGCUGCCGGCCUGUGGCACGCUCCUGCCGGCUCUGCCUAGGUGCCUCUUAUGCUGAGCCACUCGAGCCACUUUGGAAGCUCAGACCUUCAG
Messenger RNA from Gaeumannomyces tritici R3-111a-1, 582 nucleotides. RefSeq lists its product as hypothetical. The transcript is spliced from 5 exons. Bases 139 to 531 code for a protein of 130 amino acids. NCBI's taxonomy places the organism in Eukaryota, Fungi, Ascomycota, Sordariomycetes, Magnaporthales, Magnaporthaceae. The record is from RefSeq and is a predicted model, not a curated record.